Messenger RNA from Nezara viridula (southern green stink bug), 219 nucleotides. The record is from the annotation of a GenBank genome assembly. Lineage: Eukaryota; Metazoa; Arthropoda; Insecta; Hemiptera; Pentatomidae.
AUGGCGGAGGGGGAGACUAAACAUCCACUCGACAACCCGCAGGGCCAAUUAGGAAGGACCCUCUUCCAUGGAAAUCCCUUGGCUGCCAUGUUGAAGGGCGAUAACGAGCUGGUUAGGAAGCACGUGUUAUCCACUCUCCGACACAGUGAUGUCCUCCAAGAACACCAGUCAGUGGACACCGCUUCUAGUUACAGUAUCGACACCCUGACAUAUUGCUAA